UAUCGCUUGUUGUUGGCAGGUUUGUAUCCUGUCGAGUUCCGAGACUUCUUCCUCGGCGAUAUCUGGUGCUCUUUGACCUACUCUGCAGCUGUAAGUGGUUACUUUCAUCAAGCUCAGUAAUUCGCUCAGUCUGCUAAUCCUACCUAGAACAUUCCCAUGUUCUUCUGUCUGUAUGCGAAUGAGUGGGAUCAGCCGGGUAUGUGUAACUCUAGCCACUCCCGGCUUCAAGGUUUCUUCAAUGCCUUGCCCCCCAUUUGGCGUGCUCUGCAGUGUAUCAGGCGUUACCACGAUACGAAGAAUGUGUUUCCGCAUCUUGUCAACUGCGGAAAGUACAUCAUGACCAUCACCACCGCUGUUAUACUCAGCUUGUAUCGCCUCAAUCAUUCGCAACCGAUCCUGGCUGCCUACAUCACAUUCGCGACCAUCAACGCCUGUUAUACUAGUGAGUAGUUUAAUCUUCUUUAUUUGUGUGAUACGCGACUGACAUC
Neurospora hispaniola is the source of this 488-nucleotide messenger RNA. RefSeq names its product EXS family-domain-containing protein. Gene Ontology annotation, biological process: phosphate ion transport; cellular response to phosphate starvation. The record is from RefSeq and is a predicted model, not a curated record. Lineage: Eukaryota; Fungi; Ascomycota; Sordariomycetes; Sordariales; Sordariaceae. Bases 157 to 450 code for a protein of 97 amino acids. The transcript has a single exon. Gene Ontology annotation, molecular function: inositol hexakisphosphate binding. Gene Ontology annotation, cellular component: plasma membrane; cytoplasm; Golgi apparatus.